Molecule: messenger RNA, 1176 nt
Organism: Chara braunii
Lineage: Eukaryota; Viridiplantae; Streptophyta; Charophyceae; Charales; Characeae
Source: the annotation of a GenBank genome assembly
UUUAAAGUAAGUUUCUCCUUCUUCUUGGUUGUAUGGCGUGCAGGUCUGAUACGUUAUGGAUGUCACAAACAACAGUAGGGGCCAAAGAAAUCAGCGUGGUCAAACAUACAACAUGGAUGGUCGGAAUCCAAGGGAUCAAGACGACAAGAUAAAUGUCGGCCGAAGGUUCAACAACGAGGGGGUCAAGGACGAUGUGAGGGGGAUUUUGGGAAAAGGGAGCCAUAGCGAGAAAAGGCUUGCAGAAUCUCGCGGAAUGAGGUCAGUCGUAGUUGGUAAUGUGGAAGAGUCGCAAACUUCGGAGAUAGGCUUGGCGAAGAAAAGGAAGGUUGCGGACACCCUACAAAGGCUUAAGCGAUUGGAAGAUGGGGAUAGUUACAUGUCUUGCUUUCGAAGCUUCCGUCGCAAUGCGGAUUUUCCUAGCUUGGUUUUGGUAAACACGAUGGUGUGUUGCUUGCGAGUGCUUCGUGUCCAUAGUACCGUGCCAUUUACAUGGUUGAGAAAAGAGAUUCAUAGCGUUGUCCUCGUCUAUGUACGAGUUUACGAUGGUAGAGAGUUCCGUCCAAGAGUGUAGAGGUUCUAAAGGUACGGAGAACGGAGCAGCGAGAAGGCUAAAGACAAAAGGACACUUCCAUCUGGGGCAAAAAGACUAGAAAUAGUAAUUCCCCAAUAUUGGCGAGAAGUGCCAGAAUCUCACGCUGAAUUUCAGCGCAGUCCCUGCGAGUUCGAUACCGCUCAAUGUAGGCCUCCCCUAUGCGGGGUCCGGUCGCAAUGGACCGCUGCGGAAAAGGGGGGGCCCGAUGGGCCAAGUAGUAAUCCAAUAGCCGAGAGGUAUUUCAGAGUCCAGAUCCCAAUUGCUGCGGUAUCCUCCAGCUCAACCGAAUGAACCAGGUCCUUCUUAGAAGUCCCGAUGCAGAAAAAGAGGCUGCCACAGCAAUGGAUUUGACCUCCUCUCCAGCGUAGGUUACUGCACCUGGCCCUGCUAAUCCCGCCUCCGACUGACAGAGAUCGGCCCUAAGCAGGGCGGUGGCUCAGCUGCCGCAGAACUGCGACCAAUGGUGAGGGUGGGUCUAUGCCUUCUAUGUAGUGCAGCGCGACCCUCUCUCGCACUUGUGAUGUGCAUGAAGACGUGGAGAGUUCCUUUCAUUGUCGACCCGUGAACAAAAUAGGUACGUUUGC